Molecule: messenger RNA, 16849 nt
Organism: Coregonus sp. 'balchen'
Lineage: Eukaryota; Metazoa; Chordata; Actinopteri; Salmoniformes; Salmonidae
Source: the annotation of a GenBank genome assembly
AUGGAUGGAGGGAGGGAGGGACUGGGAAGAAAGGAUGAGGGAUUUUCUCCCAGUGAAUCUCUCAUCUUCAUCCCUCCAUAUAUGCUGGGCUGGGGAUGUUUGUCAGUUGGAAACAUGUUAUAUUUACCCUGCUUCCCUCUCUCCCCAGCAGAUAUCAGGAUGUCAAAACCAGCAGAGGAUGAGAAGCCUGGGGCAGACUUUCCAGGGGAGAGCACAGGUAACCAUUUUGAGACUGCAUUAUGUGUUGCUUUAAUAUCAGUUAUCAUCAUUGUGUGCCAUCAUUAGGCCUGUUUCAUUUAUAGGAAUGUUUGAAUGAAAGUAUGUUGUGUGUAUGUGUGCUUACAUCUGUCUGUGUUCUCAUAUUGAUUGGUAAGAGUGGGCUAAUCUGGUGUAUUGUUUUUGGAUGUGUUUACAUUUAAGUAAUUUAGCAGAUGCUCUUAUCCAGAGCAACUUACGGCAACAUUUAAGGUUAAGUGCACAUUGACAGAUUUUUCACCUAGUCUGCUCGGGGAUUCAAACCAGCGACCUUUCGGUUACAGGCCUAAUGCUCUUAACCGCUGUAGGCUACCUUGCCGCCCUAUGACACAAAACAUCCACAAUAACAGACCUCAAAUCUUCUACUUUGGUCACGUUUCUCACAUUUUCCGAAUAGAAAAUGAGAAUGUUUUAGUCAGCCUGUUUGAAUGACUUAUGCACGUGACACAAUACCUCCAUAUAGGUCACAGCUCAGAGUCAUAUCAUGACACACCUAUGUUUCUACUAGAUUUAGCUGACAACUAGGAUGUGGAAUGUUAGUAAUUUACAUUUGAAGUAACCUAUUUCAAGUUUGGCAACAGCCUGAGGCAUUUACAGUAGAUUAUUAGAAUUCCAUCUUUCACUUUUUAUUUUCUCUUCUCUGUCUUUCUUACCCUCUUUUUAUCUUACAGACUCCGAGAGGAACAGUCCCGAUGCAAAUGAUCAGGUUUGUCAUCUCAAUUUAAUUUAAUUGAAUGUAAAAUUUAGUUUGUUGUUUUAUUUAUUGUUAUUUGUUUUUUAUAUAUUCUUGUUGUUUGCUCUAAGGUUGUAAUAAGAUUAUUUGAAUAAGUGUAUACAGUAGAACCUCAAAGAUACAAACCUCAGAGUUAGGCACCAACCGGUCAUCGAACGGGCAAAAUUAAACCGGGACAUGUAGGCCUACUAAAUGCAAAAAAACUUCUGUAGGCUACAGACAAACAUAAAUGCUGGGUAGAUUUGCUAAAAACAUAUCAGAUAUUUACAGUAUCUGGCUAAAUUAUUAGAAAAGAUAUGCAAUCAACAUUUUCUAUAAAGGUUUGAUGCUGUCUUUAAGUUAAUUUCAAAGUGUUACAGACAUUUCUGUGUUCAGGACCACCUCCAUUCCUAAAAAUUGUCCUAUCUCUAAGGUCCUACUGUAAUACUUUUUUUUGGAUAGGUUUGAAUUAAGGUAAAAAUGAAAAUGAUUAGGAGACACGUGGAUUCAAUUGAUGAGUUCUAUCAAGGUAUUCUAUCAACCUGGAAUGGCAACAGUGUUUAUGGCUUUGCACAUUAAUAGAUUUAAAGAUCUGUGUCUGAAUGGGUUUUUUGUUGCCUUUCGUCUCCUCACAGGUUCAGCCAAUGAAAACGAGUCCCUUCAGUCUUUCUUCUACCUUGAGCAGCACCAAGGUGAGUGAAUUAGUGCACUCACAUGCGAGAGAGAGAGAUAAAGAUGGUGUGUGUUUGUGUGUGUGAGUGGCUUAUCUAUUUAGUCCCUACAGACAUGCCUCAGGUGGUACUGCAUUGACAUUGGCCAAUAUGCAAAUUAGGAUGUUUGGGCCAUUACGAAUGCUGACAUGCCCAUCAACUCCUGACAACUAGAGAGUAGGAACGAGCACAACUCACUUUAUAAAGACAUGCUGCAGAAGAGGAGGAAAAACCUUUUGCUUUCUCUUAAGAGAGACAGACUAUAGACAUUGAUAUAUAGAAAUGAAGGGAGAUCGAGGAAAAAAAGAGUGUUAUGGGUAGAUGGAUGGAUAGGAGCUUCCUCAGGUCAGAAAUCAUCAGCCAACUUGGAAUAUUCUAAAAUUAUAUACACAACAGAGCUCAACAUUUUAUGCAUGGUAAUAUAUUUUGUACUAUAUGUUGUGGGCCCCCAUUAGGGCCUAAAAUGGUGAUCAAAUUCAUAUAUGGUUGAUUUUGCAAAUACCGCACUUUCAGAUGUGAAAUGUUUUUGAAAAUGAAACCUCUUAUAACUGCUUUUUAUCUAUCUGAAUAUUUUCUUCACUCUGUCUGGAAACAAGAUCUAAUAGUGGCUGAAACCAUACUAUUUAAGAAUAUAAAGAUUUUUAUCGGUUUCCCCAAAUACCCGAGGGGAAAUGUCAUUACCACCACGUCAUAAAAUUUGCUAUUUUAGUUUAAAAGGAAAUUACAGAAAUUGUGCCUAAGGUGUUUUAUAUAACAUUUCACAUGAAUUGUUUUAUUUAUUUAUUAUAUGUAUUCAUCAUUGUCAUGUCUAAAUGUCCAUAUAUGCCUUGAUGAUACUCAGAAACAUGUAUUUAUUUACCACGUCAAAAUCUUUAUAUUUUACAUUAUUUUAGGAAUUAUCUUAAGAACAAGCAUAUAAGAUUCACAUAUGGGAAAAAUCAUCACUUUCAAUUGUAAUUUAUUACACCUUUUCCUCACAAAUAUGUACCGUGAUGGUAAUUUUACAUUUUAGUCAUUUAGCAGACCCUCUUAUCCAGAGCGACUUACAGUUAAUAAUAAUAAUAAUAUGCCAUUUAGCAGACGCUUUUAUCCAAAGCGACUUACAGUCAUGCGUGCAUACAUUUUUGUGUAUGGGUGGUCCCGGGGUUCGAACCCACUACCUUGGCGUUACAAGCGCCGUGCUCUACCAGCUGAGCUACAGAGGACUCAGUUAGUGAGUGCAUACAUUUUAUUUUUUCAUACUGACUUAGCUUGUGGUAAUGACAGCGUGUGGUGGAAAUGACAUUUCAGAUAAAACAACUGAUGAAAAAUACCAUUAAACAUUUGAAUGUCACAGUUGUACAUGUUUAAUUUGAUUGAAGAUAUAGAACAGACCAUUCGUUCCAAUUCAUCCCAAAGGUGUUCGAUGGGGUUGAGGUCAGGGCUCUGUGCAGGCCAGUCAAGUUCUUCGACACCGAUCUCAACAAACCAUUUCUGUAUGGAUCUCGCUUUGUGCACGGGAGCAUUGUCAUGCUGAAACAGGAAAGGGCCUUCCCCAAAACUGUUGCCACAAAGUUGGAAGCACAGAAUCGUCUAGAAUGCCAUUGUAUGCUGUAGUGUUAAGAUUUCCCUUCACUGGAACUAAGGGGCCUAGCCUGAACCAUGAAAAACAGCACCAGACCAUUAUUCGUCCUCCACCAAACUUUACAGUUGGCACUCUGCAUUGGGGCAUCCGCCAAACCCAGAUUUCUUUCAUUGGACUGCCAGAUGGUGAAGCGUGAUUGAUCACUCCAGAGAACGCGUUUCCACUGCUCCAGAGUCCAAUGACGGCUACCUUUACACCACUCCAGCCGACGCUUUGCAUUGCGCAUGGUGAUCUUAUGCUUGUGUGCGGCUACUCGGCCAUGGAAACCCAUUUCAUGAAGCUCCCGACAAACAGUUAUUUUGCUGACGUUGCUUCCAGAAGCAGUUUGGAACACGGUAGUGAGUGUUACAACCGAGGACAGACGAGCUUCAGCACUCAGCGGUCUCGUUCUGUGAGCUUGUGUGGCUUACCACUUCACAGCUGAGCCGUUGUUGCUCCUAGACCUUUCAACUUCACAAUAACAGCACUUAAAGUUGACCGGGGCAGCUCUAGCAGGGCAGAAAUUUGACGAGCUGACUUGUUGGAAAGGUGGCAUCCUAUGACGGUGCCACGUUGAAAGUCACUGAGCUCUUCAGUACAGGCCAAUUCUACUGUCAGUGUUUGUCUAUAGAGAUUGCAUGGCUGUGUGCUUGAUUUUAUACACCUUUUAGCAACUCGUGUGGAAGAAAUUGCCAAAUCCACUAAUUUGAAGGAGUGUCCACAUACUUUGUAUAUAUAGUGUAUGUGCUUGUCCUCUCCUUGGUUGAUUUAGGGGGAUCUUAUAGUCAGUAAUAACCAUAGUAAGUCACAUAAAUAGACAUCAAAAUCACUCAAUUAUCCUAACAUAAUACAAAAUGUAAUGGUCUUAUUUAGCAAAUAAGUGUUGAAUUUCAACUUAACCAUGAUCACAUAUGUAAUUUGUGUCUGUUUUCAGGUCUUAAGGUUAGUAAAAAUUGAUGAACUAAUACAUUUUGUCAUUACCACCACAUUCUGUCCAUACUAUCACAGUUCAUUAUGUGGUGGUAAUGACGUGUGGUGGGAAUGACACUUUUACCAUAUUUGGUCAUAAAUAGCAGGGAUUCUAGCAUGCUAACUCCAGUUGAACAGCUAGCAUACAGUGUAUCCUAAAUACACAUAAUUAAAACAUAAUUUCAAAAAUCAAACAUAAUUUGAUGAAAUUAUAGCCUAUUUGGUAAUGACGUACAAUACAAAUAUUUACCUUUAUUUUUCUAUUAUUUCCCGGCAUCAAAAUUAGAAUUUCCCUCCAUGACAUCCAUGUGCUCCACUGUCACUUCAUAUCCAUGGUAACCAAGUACACAAACCUUUUUUUAUUUUGUAUUAUCAUGUAAUUUGCUUGUCGUGGUGGUAAUGACAGACUACUUAGACACGACUGUAUUUUGUGUAAAAAAAAAGUAACAAAUGGCUUAUGCACAGCUAAUGUGGUCCUCUGUAGCUCAAUUGGUAGAGCAUGGCGCUUGUAACGCCAGAGUAGUGGGUUCGAUCCCCGGGACCACCAAUACGUAAAAAUGUAUGCACACAUGACUGUAAGUCGCUUUGGAUAAAAGCGUCUGCUAAAUGGCAUAUUAUUAUUAUAUUAAUAUGUAUAUAGUUUCCAUUUAUUUGACAAUUUUUUUAAAACAGGUGCAUUAAAUAUUUUCGAAUUAUCAAGACUUUUGUAAGUGUAAUACAUAGCAGAAUGUAAAAAGUCUGGGUUUGAGGCAGGACAAAAACUGUGUAAAACAGUAAAAUCCAGACAUGAAAUAUUGAAAGCUGAAAAAUAAGUUUACGGUUAUUUUAGUCUCUACUGAAUGGAUGUGAAAUUAAAACAUCUAAAUUAGCAUUUUAUCUUAAAAAUCUAACCCUGAGACACAAAAAGGCCCGUAUUUGCAAAAUCACCCAUAUAUACAGUGACUUCGUAAAGUAUUCAAACCCCUUAACUUUUUCCACAUUUUGUUACGUUACAGCCAUAUUCUAAAAUGGAUUUAAAAAAUAAUAAUAAUCAGCAAUCUACACACCAUACCCCAUAAUGACAAAGCAAAAAAAAAAUUGUGUUGUUGUUUUUAAAAAACAUUUUUGCUAAUUUAUUAAAAAUUAAAAACAGAAAUACCUUAUUUACAUAAGUAUUAAGACCCUUUGCUAUGAGACAAAAUUGAGCUCAGGUGCAUCCUGUUUCCAUUGAUCAUCCUUGAGAUGUUUCUUCAACUUGAUUUGAGUCCACCUGUGGUAAAUUCCAUUGAUUGGACAUGAUUUGGAAAGGCACACACCUGUCUAUAUAAGGUCCCACAGUUGACAUUGCAUGUCAGAGCAAAAACCAAGCUAUGAGGUCAAAGGAAUUGUCCGUAGAACUCCGAGACAGGAUUGUGUCGAGGCACAGAUCUGGGAAAGGGUACCAAAACAUUUCUGCAGCAUUGAAGGUCCCCAAGAACACAGUGGCCUCCAUCAUUCUUGAAUGGAAAAAGUUUGGAACCACAAACACUCUUCCUAGAGCCUGGCCGCCUGGCGAAACUGAGCAAUCGGGGGAGAAGGGCCUUGGUCAGUUAGGUGACCAAGAACCCAAUGGUCACUCUGACAGCGCUCUAGAGCUCCUAUGUGGAGAUGGGAGAAUCUUCCAGAAGGACAACCAUCUCUGCAGCACUCCACCAAUCAGGCCUUUAUGGUAGAGUGGCCAGACAGAAGCCACUCCUCAGUAAAAGGCACAUGACAGCCCGCUUGGAGUUUGACAAAAGGCACCUAAACGACUCUCAGACCAUGAGAAACAAGAUUAUCUGGUCUGAUGAAACCAAGAUUGAACUCUUUGGCCUGAAUGCCAAGCGUCAUGUCUGGAGGAAACCUGGCACCAUCCCUACGGUGAAGCAUGGUGGUGGCAGCAUCAUGCUGUGGGGAUGUUUUUCAGCUGCAGGGACUGGGAGACUAGUCAGGAUCGAGGCAAAGAUGAACGGAGCAACGUACAGAGAGAUCCUUGAUGAAAACCUGCUCCAGAGCGCUCAGGACCUCAGACUGGGGGCGAAGGUUCACAUUCCAACAGGACAACGACCCUAAGCACACAGCCAAGGCAACGCAGGAGUGGCUUCGGGACAAGUCUCUGAAUGUCCUUGAGUGGCCCAGCGAGAGCCCGGACUUGAACCCGAUCGAACAUCUCUGGAGAGACCUGGAAAUUGCUGUGCAGCAAUGUUCCCCAUCCAACAUGACAGAGCUUGAGAGGAUCUGCAAAGAAGAAUGGGAGAAACUCCCCAAAUACAGGUGUGCCAAGCUUGUAAAGUCAUACCCAAGAAGACUCCAGGCUGUAAUCGCUGCCAAAGGUGCUUCAACAAAGGACUGAGUAAAUGGUCUGAAUACUUAUGUAAAUGUCAUAUUUCCGUUUUUUAUUUGUAAUACAUUUGCUAAAAUUUCUUAACCUAUUUUUGCUUUGUCAUUAUGGGAUAUUGUGUGUAGAUUGAGGGGGGAAAAAACAAUUUAAUCAAUUUUAGAAUAAGGCUGUAACAUAACAAAAUGUGGAAAAAGUCAAGGGGUCUGAAUACUUUCUGAAGACAGUACCAGUCAAAAGUUUGGACACACAUACUCUUUCAAGGGUUUUUCUUUAUUUUUACUAUUUUCUACAUUGUAGAAUAAUAGUGAAGACAUCAAAACUAUGAAAUAACACAUAUAGAAUCAUGACAUCAAAACUAUGAAAUAACACAUCAAUCAUGUAGUAACCAAAAAAGUGUUAAUCAAAUCAAAAUAUAUUUUAGAUUCUUCAAAGUAGCCACCCUUUGCCUUGAUGACAGCUUUGCACACUCUUGGCAUUCUCUCAACCAGCUUCAUGAGUUAGUCACCUGGAAUGCUUUUCCAACAGUCUUGAGUUCGCACAUAUGCUGAGCACUUGUUGGCUGCUUUUCCUUCACUCUGCGGUCCAACUCAUCCCAAACCAUCUCAAUUGGGUUGAGGUCUGGUGAUUGUGGAGGCCAGGUCAUCUGAUGCAGCAUUCCAUCACUCUCCUUCUUGGUCAAAUAGCCCUUACACAGCCUGGAUGUGUGUUUUGGGUCAUUGUCCUGUUGAAAAACAAAUGAUAGUCCCACUAAGUGCAAACCAGAUGGGAUGGCGUAUCGCUGCAGAAUGCUGUGGUAGCCAUGCUGGUUAAGUGUGCCUUGAAUUCUAAAUAAAUCAUAGACAGUGUCACCAGCAAAGCACCCCCACACCAUCAUAACUCCUCCUCCAUGCUUCACGGUGGGAACCACAUAUGCGGAGAUCAUCCGUUCACCUACUCUGCGUCUCACAUAGACACGGAUGUUGGAACCAAAAAUAUCAAAUUUGGACUCAUCAGACCAAAGGACAGAUUUCCACCCGUCUAAUUUGUAAGUCGCUCUGGAUAAGAGUGUCUGCUAAAUGACUUAAAUGUAAAUGUAAUGUCCAUUGCUCGUGUUUCUUGGCCCAAGCAAGUCUCUUCUUAUUAUUGGUGUCCUUUAGUAGUGGUUUCUUUGCAGCAAUUUGACCAUGAAGGCCUGAUUCACGCAGUGUCCUCUGAACAGUUGAUGUUUAGAUGUGCCUGUUACUUGAACUCUGUGAAGCAUUUAUUUGGGCUGCAAUCUGAGGUGCAGUUAACUCUAAUGAACUUAUCCUCUGCAGCAAAGCGAACUCUGGGUCUUCCUUUCCUGUGAGAGCCAGUUUCAUCAUAGCGCUUGAUGGUUUUUGCGACUGCACUUGAUUAAACUUUCAAAGUUCUUGAAAUGUUCCGUAUUGACUGACCUUAAUGUCUUAAAGUAAUGAUGGACUGUCGUUUCUCUUUGUUUAUUUGAGCUGUUCUUGCCAUAAUAUGGACUUGGUCUUUUACCAAAUAGGGCUAUCUUCUGUAUACCACCCCUACCUUGUCACAACACAACUGAUUGGCUCAAAAGCAUUAAGAAGGAAAGAAAUUCCACAAAUGAACUUUUAACAAGACACACCUGUUAAUUGAAAUGCAUUCCAGGUGACUACCUCAUGAAGCUGGUUGAGAGAAUGCCAAUAGUGUGCAAAGCUGUCAUCAAGGCAAAGGGUGGCUACUUUGAAGAAUCUCAAAUAUAAAAUAUAUUUGUUUUGUUUAACACUUUUUUGGUUACUACAUGAUUCCAUAUGUGUUAUAUUAUAGUUUUGAUGUCUUCACUAUUAUUCUACAAUGUAGAAAAUAGUACAAAUAAAGAAAAACCCUUGAAUUAGUAAGUGUGUCCAAAAUUUUGACUGGUACUGUAUAUACAGUAAAUUCAUUAUAAUGAUGUUGUGAAGUUAAAAGGGUUAAGACUCGUUUACUGACAAGAGCAGGAGACUUGAAAAAUAUCUGUUGACAUAUUUUUAUUUAUUGCAGAUUCCAUUUUUUACUUUAACUUCUUUAUUAAAAAUUACUCUUUAUUUCAUUGUAUAGUAUUGUGUGACUGGUGAUACAGUAUGCAUAGAAAAUCAGUUAUGUAUGUAAUUCAGUAAAAAAUAGUGGAAGUUGCUAAUUGUCUAUGUCUUGAAUUUUGGCUGUGUGGUUCAUACGGUAUAUAGAUGAUACUCUAAUAUUAAUACAUUUUUAUCUAAUAAACCACCCUAAUCCUUAGUUUUAGGCAAAAAAUAUGUUUUUGCUCCAAUCAAGUUAUUUCUGGACCAUAUUUCUGUCCAUUUAAGGGACCCAUUUUGGCAACUAGACUGAGGCCUGUGUACCAGAUGCCAAACAAACAUGUAUUUUCAUGAUUACUCUUUUGCAUGUAUUUACCUGUUGAGUUUUCACCCUAUUCAAUGUUUAGAUAUUAUUCCUCCUGCAGAGUAAAAGUGAGGCUGGCCCUGAGAUGACCUCCACCCAUGUGCCGCUUCCCUCCCAGCAGCAGACACCUCACCCUCACACACAACUCAUGUUGGCAGGGAGUCAGCUUGCUGGGGUAAGCACUGGCACAGACACACUAGCUGAAUGUACACACUUAGAAAAAAGGGUUCCAAAAGGGUUCUUCAGCUGUCCCCAUAGGAGAACCCUUUUUGGUUCCAGGCAGAACCAUUUUUGGUUCCAGGUAGAACCCUUUUGGGAUUCAUGUAGAACCCUCUGUAGAAAGGGUUCUACAUGAAACCCAAAAUGGUUCUACCUGGAACCAAAACGUGUUCUUCAAAGGGUUCUCCUAUGGAGAUAGCCGAAGAACCAUUUAAAGUUCUAGAUAGCAAAACAUUUUCUAAGAGUGUAGUGUGUAGGUGGUUAGGGUAGGCUUCUUCUGCUUCGCCCUUGCUCUUGCUUGCAUCUUACCAAGGUUGGGGCGAAUUCCAUUUCAACUCAAUUCUGUCGAUUCAGGAAGUAAACAAAAAUUCAAAUUUUCCUCAUUCCUGAAUUGACUGAAUUAAAAUGGAAUUGAUCCCACCCCUGCCUCUUACUGCCUGCUCAAAUGCUGGCUGACACUAUUCUCUACCUCUUUUGCUUUUUCCCCCUUCUCUCUUUGGGCAAACCCUACCCUUUCCUCCACCUCUUCCCCCUCUUCCUCCUCUGCCUCAGCUGGCUGCCCUCUUGCCUGCACAGCAGCAGCUGUUGCUUCAACAGGCCCAGGCUCAGCUCCUGGCCGCCGCCGUGCAGCAGUCCAACGCGGCUCACGCUGCUCAUGCCGCCCACGCAGCCGCCCAAGCCAAUCAGCAGCAGCAGCAGCAGCAACAACAACAGCAGCAGCAGCAGCAGUUGACCAAACAGGAGCAAACCCCGCCCCAGCUCACCCUCUCUCAGCCUAUCCAGCUCACCGCCCAGGUAGGAGCGGUCAGUCACGGAUCAGAUAUGACCAGCUUUAAGCCAAUCUAACUCACUGACCAACACUCGUCUAUGUCAGAAGUGUUUCUCUAUAUACUCUUGGGUGAUGUUACUUUAAAGGCUGGGGCUGUGCACAUUUUGGUUCUUUGCUCAUUUCUUUGCAUUAUAUUUCCUCCAAGGGUGUGUGUGUAUGUUGCUCUGUUCAGAAAUCAUACAUGACUUGUUGACAUCUCUCUCUUGCUCCCCCUCUCUGUUCCUCCUGUAGGAUAUCCAGCAGCUGCUGCAGCUGCAGCAGUUAGUCCUGAUGCCCGGCCACCACCUGCAGUCUCCUCAGUUCCUCCUGCCUCAGGCCCAGGGACAACAGGGGCAGCAGGGUAAGUGGGACCUACUAAGUAAGUGGGAACCACCAUCAACACUGUGACUUACUCUUUGCACAAAAUAUCAUGUAUAACUUGGCAUUACUGCUUAGUUCUAAAACAAGUUAUAAUAAAGUUGUUAGAAUACAGUUAAAAUACAAUAAAAUAAUGUUCAUAUAAUUACAAUAUUUUAUAGUGUUAAUAGUGUAUUAACUGCUUCUCCGUUGUCUUCCACAGGUUUGCUCUCGACACCUAAUUUAAUUUCACUACCUCAGCAUCAGCAAAGCCAGGGCGGUAUUCUAACCACUCCACCCAGGCAAGGACUGCAAGCACAGGUACAGUAUUAUUGAAAACCACCUCAAAUAUGUGUGUGUGUUGAGACUACACUUUAUAACAUACCGUACCACAUACUUGUAAGUACAGUAGGGAUUGGCCUCUACAAGCAGAAAUCAAAGAGCUCUGUUGAAUCAGUGCUGGUGCAUUGAUCCAAACACUGAUCUAAUCAAAACCAAACCAGUAACCCAGAGAGUGUGCUUGAAUUGAGAUCCAGUUUUAGCAUUGGUAAGCUAAUUCAAAUACAGUGGGGGAAAAAAGUAUUUAGUCAGCCACCAAUUGUGCAAGUUCUCCCACUUAAAAAGAUGAGAGAGGCCUGUAAUUUUCAUCAUAGGUACACGUCAACUAUGACAGACAAAUUGAGAGAAAAAUUCCAGAAAAUCACAUUGUAGGAUUUUUUAUGAAUUUAUUUGCAAAUUAAGCCUACAAACAAGCAAUAUUUCUGGCUCUCACAGACCUGUAACUUCUUCUUUAAGAGGCUCCUCUGUCCUCCACUCGUUACCUGUAUUAAUGGCACCUGUUUGAACUUGUUAUCAGUAUAAAAGACACCUGUCCACAACCUCAAACAGUCACACUCCAAACUCCACUAUGGCCAAGACCAAAGAGCUGUCAAAGGACACCAGAAACAAAAUUGUAGACCUGCACCAGGCUGGGAAGACUGAAUCUGCAAUAGGUAAGCAGCUUGGUUUGAAGAAAUCAACUGUGGGAGCAAUUAUUAGGAAAUGGAAGACAUACAAGACCACUGAUAAUCUCCCUCGAUCUGGGGCUCCACACAAGAUCUCACCCCGUGGGGUCAAAAUGAUCACAAGAACGGUGAGCAAAAAUCCCAGAACCACACGGGGGGACCUAGUGAAUGACCUGCAGAGAGCUGGGACCAAAGUAACAAAGCCUACCAUCAGUAACACACUACGCCGCCAGGGACUCAAAUCCUGCAGUGCCAGACGUGUCCCCCUGCUUAAGCCAGUACAUGUCCAGGCCCCUCUGAAGUUUGCUAGAGUGCAUUUGGAUGAUCCAGAAGAGGAUUGGGAGAAUGUCAUAUGGUCAGAUGAAACCAAAAUAGAACAUUUUGGUAAAAACUCAACUCGUCGUGUUUGGAGGACAAAGAAUGCUAAGUUGCAUCCAAAGAACACCAUACCUACUGUGAAGCAUGGGGGUGGAAACAUCAUGCCUUGGGGCUGUUUUUCUGCAAAGGGACCAGGACGACUGAUACGUGUAAAGGAAAGAAUGAAUGGGGCCAUGUGUCGUGAGAUUUUGAGUGAAAACCUCCUUCCAUCAGCAAGGGCAUUGAAGAUUAAACGUGGCUGGGUCUUUCAGCAUGACAAUGAUCCCAAACACACCGCCCGGGCAACGAAGGAGUGGCUUCGUAAGAAGCAUUUCAAGGUCCUGGAGUGGCCUAGCCAGUCUCCAGAUCUCAACCCCAUAGAAAAUCUUUGGAGGGAGUUGAAAGUCCGUGUUGCCCAGCGACAGCCCCAAAACAUCACUGCUCUAGAGGAGAUCUGCAUGGAGGAAUGGGCCAAAAUACCAGCAACAGUGUGUGAAAACCUUGUGAAGACUUACAGAAAACGUUUGACCUGUGUCAUUGCCAACAAAGGGUAUAUAACAAAGUAUUGAGAAACUUUUGUUAUUGACCAAAUACUUAUUUUCCAACAUAAUUUGCAAAUAAAUUCAUAAAAAAUCCUACAAUGUGAUUUUCUGGAUUUUUUCUUCUCAUUUUGUCUGUCAUAGUUGACGUGUACCUAUGAUGAAAAUUACAGGCCACUCUCAUCUUUUUAAGUGGGAGAACUUGCACAAUUGGUGGCUGACUAAAUACUUUUUUCCCCCAUUGCUUUUUGUUGAUGGAUGAAUGUCUUACCUGAAGUCAAGAAACCAUCCAUAGCCAUUUAUAGCCAUAGCUGUUCUCUUAUACAAUAAAAUGUUGUACGAAUGCAUCUUCACAACCUCGCCAUAGUUCUUUCAUCAACCUUCAAAAGCAGCUAAUGUCAGUGUGCCAGCCACCCCUCGCCAUUCCACAGGAAUGAUAUAGGUUUAUGUCUCAUGUACUGUAGUGUCGUCAUGGUGACGGCCUCUCGUCGUUACAGAGGGACAAGAGCGGCGACGGCGGCGUGUCCUCCGGGGCCUCAGCCGCCCCCAUGACUUCGGUGACCUCUGGCCCGCAUGGCGAGGAGCCCAGUGACCUGGAGGAGCUGGAGCAGUUCGCCCGCACCUUCAAACAGAGACGUAUCAAACUGGGGUUCACACAGGUACGUUUGUGUGUGUGUGCGUGUGUGUGUGUGUGUGUGUGUGUGUGAGAUGUGGUCAAGAGGAGCGUGAGCAAUUUGAGGCCUGAAUGAAGAUGACUGUUUAACACUAAUUAUCUCUCCCCCCAGGGUGACGUUGGCAUGGCGAUGGGGAAACUGUAUGGGAAUGACUUCAGCCAGACCACAAUCUCUCGCUUCGAGGCCCUCAACCUGAGCUUUAAGAAUAUGUGCAAGCUCAAGCCUCUGCUUGAGAAGUGGCUAAACGAUGCAGAGACCAUGGCCAUAGACAGCAUGCUUCCCAGCCCCAGCUCUCUCUCCUCCCCCAUGAUGGGGUUUGAGGGCAUGACGGGGCGCCGCAGGAAGAAACGCACCAGCAUUGAGACCAACGUCCGCGUGGCCUUAGAGCGCAACUUCAUCUCGGUGAGAAAGAGAGAGGUCCCACACCAGACCACUGGGGAACCAACUCAAAUCACAUACUGCUCCCUACCCUGCACUCGCAGUAGAGUACAUACAUUUUUUUUUUGUCAUUUUAGCAGACGCUCUUAUCCAGAGCGACAUACAGUUAGUGAGUGUAUACAUUUUUCAUACUGGCCCCCGUGGGAAUCAAACCCACAACCCUGGCGUUGCAAGCGCCAUGCUCUACCAAUUGAGCUACAGGAGGCCUACAUAAACAAACGACUCUGUCCACAACAGUUUAUUGAAGUUUAUUUCACUUUUUUAUGAACACUUCAUUAUCUAAAUACUGCUGUUGAAAGUAACAUUGACAACAUGUCAGAUUUAUGCGGUAUAAAAUGUUUGUGGCCUGUGACAACAUGUUUGACCAUGAUUUCUGACCGUGUUCCCUUCAGAACCAGAAGCCUAACUCAGAGGAGAUCCUCCUGAUGGGCAGGCAGCUCAACAUGGAGAAGGAGGUGAUCCGGGUCUGGUUCUGCAACCGGCGCCAGAAAGAGAAACGUAUCAACCCCUGCAGCGCCACCCCUCCCCUGCCCAGCCAGCCCCCCUCUGUGAUGCACAAACCCCCCUGCUACAGCCCGCACAUGGUAUGACCCCACACUCACCCCACCCUCCCCACCAACCCUCACCAUGCAUGUCAUUGGCAGGCCUUUGGUCCUUUGCCUCCCUGUUCCUUAGUUUGGAAACAAACUGUCUAAAUACAAGUCAUCAUGAGAGGAAUAUAUAUUUGACUCUCUGUAUCUAUGGACAUGCCCCCUCCCUCUGCAUGACCCUAUGUGUGACCCUGUGACCUAACCCCUCCUGCACUGCUCCACUCUCAGCGCCGUGCAAAUGACUCCACUGUUGUAUGAGGUGUGAUAUGUUACACACCAACCCCACACGUCAUCAGUUACACCACGAGAGCAUGUUUCUUCUGUCUCUCUCCUGCUCACAACCUCUCCACCUCUCUCUCGCUUUCUCUCUCUCGCUUUCUCUCUCGCUUUCUCUCUCGCUUUCUUUCUUUCUUUCUUUCUUUCUUUCUUUCUUUCUUUCUUUCUUUCUUUCUUUCUUUCUUUCUUUCUUUCUUUCUUUCUUUCUUUCUUUCUUUCUUUCUGUUCCUCUCCCUCCAGAUGUCUAGUCAGGGGCUGCACCAGGCUGCCACCAGCCUCAGCACAACAGGUGAGGAAAAUGAUUUUUGUAUACAUUUGUGUUUUUGUGAAGCUAGGCCACAAGUGCCAGAGGUCUAAAUUCCCUUUAGUGGACUAAGACAUAGAGACGAGUGCAGAUGGUUCUCAAACCCAGUACCAUGGGCAUUGGGACAACCUAUCAAUGUCACAGUAGGCUGCUGAGGGGAACGGCUCAUAAUAAUGGAAACCAUGUGUUUGAUGUAUUUGAUACCAUUCCACUGAUUCCGCUCCAGUCAUUACCACGAGCCCGUUCUCCCCAAUUAAGGUACCACCAACUUCCUGUAAUCAAUGUAACCAAAUGUACUGUAUACCAUUCAUAUUACUGAUGGUUCUCUCUCUCUUUCUCAGUGACCAGUCCAUCGCCCUCGGCGACCUGCCCUCUGACCCCCAGUGGCUCUGCAACUACGAGCUCCGCCCCCUCCUCUGUGACUCCGCCUCCACACAGCACAGCCAGCCCCGCCCCUCCCACCCUCAGUGCCCACAGCCUGAACGCUGGGUGAGUGUCCUCUCUCUCUCUCUCUCUCUCUCUCUCUCUCUCUCUGUCUCUCUCCUCUUAACUCUCAACUACUACUCUACACUUACUCAAUCUAACACUGAACAAUCCCUCAUACUCAACAAAUACACUUUGAUAGUAGAUGCUGGGUUAGUGUCCCCUAAUUAUAUAAUUCAAAUUCUGUGAUCUCCUCUAUCCUCUCUCUGUCCCUUGCACAGUCAACGAGUACUGCACAUAUGCUCAAUCUAACACUGACUCCGAACACUGAAUCCUCAACACACUUUUCUGUGUUUCACCACUUUGCCAGGUUGUCAUUUCAAAUGAGAAUCAUUUCUCAAUUGACCUACCUAGUUAGAUUCAGGUUGAAUAGAUUGAUAAAAUAAACACCAACAUGCACGCAAUGACAAUCAGCUACAGUACCUAGUGUAACUGACAUUCUGAGACUUAAGCAUUUCGCUGCACCACAAGCAUUUCGCUGCAUUCGCUAUAACAUCUGCUAAACUGUGUAUGCGAACAAUAAACUGGAUGUGGUGAUAUUUACUGACUUGCUGGGAAUUCAUGGUACGGGACUACAUGUGGUAUGUCAAGUCACCCCACCUGUUUUGCAGCAAAUCUGCAAGUUCUCACACAUAUGAAGAAACAUGCAGAUAUGUCUGCAGGCAUAGACGUGCUAGUCAACACAGACUCAGAACCAGGCCAAUGCAUACAUUCAAAACAUGUUGUGUUUCCAUAUCAGACAAAGAUUAGGUCAUUUGAUUAAUGAGCUUUCACUUAACCCUCUUGGUCCUUUCACUAUCUCUGCAUAUGUGUGUGUUUGAAUGUGUGUGUGUUUGAAUGUGUGUACGUGCACAUGGAUGAAUAUGGAUCCAUACAUAUUCUAGGAACACAAUGAUGGGAGUAAGCACAGGGAUGAACCAGGCUCUCAUCAGCAGCAAUCCCCUGGCCACAAUGCAAGGUGUGUUAGUCUGACAAAAGUGUGUAUCGAGAUUUUAGAUUGGUAUUCUGACUUGUAAUAAGCACGCGCAAUUCUGACUCUAGCAUAAAUCAUACAUUGAUGACAAUAGGAGAAAAUGUUGAGUUAACCGUGCAGAUCUCAAGUCAGAAAGGAAGAUGUGCCUCAAUUUGCUAUCAUUUCAACAUUUCAAAUAAAUUGAAAUUGCAUGUCUUCACACCAUCCCAUCCAUACCACCACCAAGUAGAUCAUGUGAGUGCCGUGUGUGUCUUUGCGUCUGUGCCAAGUGUGAGUUAGCUUUCCUGCAAGCUCUGACUGACUAAGCUCUCCUUGCUUUAGUCACACUACUUUCUCUCAUCUGUUGCAAUAUCUCACCUUCGUCAUCACCAUCCUUCAUCUCACCAUGUCAUCAGUUACAGUGUCACCCAAAUCGAUGCCCAUGUACCAAAUCGAUGCCCAUGUAUCUCUGGUAGGUGUAUUAACUUAUAUUCUUUCUCCUCUACCUUUCUCUUUCCCCAUAAAUCCUCCAACCUGCAUCUUUCACCCCGUCCCCUGUAACUCUAUCAUGGCUCAGCUCUGGCUGCCAGUGGUGGGCAGCUGCCCAUUUCCAGUCUUGAGGCUGGAGGUCAGAUGAUCCUAGGCGGGGCUGGGGUUCGCCCCUCCCUAUUCCUAAACCGCCACACCCUCCUGCCUAUGGCGUCCCACCAAGCGGACGUGGGAUUGGUUGGCGGUCCCAGGGGCGCUUCUCCGCCCCAUGGCGCCGGCGGCAUGGACGUCGACUCCUGCUCCGCCUCUCCCUGCUCCAGCCCUGCCUCCUUCUGCUCGUUCAGCGAAGCCUCACCGCCACCGCUUGGCGGGGCCAUGACCGAGUGA